UUAGCCGGAGUGAUAGAUUUAGCUGUGGAUUGGAUGACAGACCUGAAAGAGGGUGUCUGCCUGUCUGCCUUCUGGUACAGCCACGAGCAGUGCUGUUGGACAUCUAAUGAGACGACAUUUGAUGACAGGGACAAAUGUCCCCAGUGGCAGAAAUGGUCUGAACUUCUUGUAAGCCAGUCUGAGGGUGCAAGUGCUUACAUUCUAAACUAUUUUCUAUACAUUAUGUGGGCUCUAUGUUUUGCUUUCCUGGCAGUCUCCCUGGUCAGAGUGUUUGCUCCCUAUGCCUGUGGCUCUGGAAUCCCAGAGAUAAAAACCAUCUUGAGCGGGUUCAUUAUUAGGGGCUACCUGGGAAAGUGGACACUUUUAAUCAAAACAGUCACCUUGGUUCUGGUGGUAUCUUCAGGCCUCAGCCUUGGGAAAGAGGGGCCAUUAGUCCACGUGGCCUGUUGUUGCGGAAACUUCUUCAGCAGCCUUUUCUCAAAGUACAGCAAGAAUGAAGGAAAGAGGAGAGAGGUGCUCUCAGCUGCAGCUGCUGCAGGAGUUUCUGUUGCCUUUGGGGCUCCGAUUGGAGGUGUGCUUUUUAGUCUGGAAGAGGUCAGCUACUACUUUCCUCUGAAAACCCUCUGGAGGUCAUUUUUUGCUGCUCUCGUGGCUGCCUUCACACUGAGGUCCAUCAAUCCUUUUGGAAACAGCCGGCUGGUCCUGUUCUAUGUGGAGUAUCACACCCCCUGGUACAUGGCUGAGCUCUUCCCCUUCAUCCUGCUCGGCGUCUUCGGCGGCCUCUGGGGAACCCUCUUUAUCCGAUGCAACAUCGCCUGGUGCAGGAGGCGAAAAACCACCAGGCUCGGGAAAUACCCAGUGCUGGAGGUCAUAGUGAUAACGGCUAUCACCGCCAUCAUCGCCUACCCUAACCCCUACACCCGGAGGAGCACCAGUGAGCUGAUCUCAGAGCUCUUCAAUGACUGCGGUGCCUUGGAGUCCUCGCAGCUCUGCGACUAUAUCAAUGACCCAAACAUGACCCGGCCGGUGGAUGACAUUCCUGACAGACCUGCCGGCCCCGGGGUUUACACUGCCAUGUGGCAGCUUGCCUUGGCUUUGGUGUUUAAAAUUGUCAUCACGAUAUUCACUUUUGGCAUGAAGAUCCCUUCAGGUCUUUUCAUUCCCAGCAUGGCUGUUGGAGCCAUGGCAGGCAGGAUGGUUGGGAUUGGAGUAGAGCAGCUGGCAUAUCACCAUCAUGACUGGAUCAUCUUCAGGAACUGGUGCAGACCUGGGGCAGACUGCGUCACACCAGGACUUUAUGCUAUGGUGGGAGCGGCAGCUUGCUUAGGUGGUGUUACCCGAAUGACAGUCUCUCUGGUGGUGAUUAUGUUUGAGCUAACUGGAGGCCUGGAGUACAUUGUACCUCUUAUGGCUGCAGCUGUCACAAGCAAGUGGGUGGCAGACGCCUUUGGGAAAGAAGGGAUCUAUGAAGCUCACAUUCAUCUGAAUGGUUACCCAUUUCUGGAUGUGAAAGAUGAAUUCACCCACCGAACACUGGCAACAGACGUCAUGAGACCAAGGCGUGGUGAAGCUCCUCUCUCUGUUCUGACGCAGGACAGCAUGACGGUGGAGGAUGUUGAGACACUAAUCAAGGAGACUGACUACAAUGGCUUUCCAGUAGUGGUUUCAAAAGACUCGGAGAGACUUAUUGGAUUUGCACAGAGACGAGAGCUGAUUCUUGCAAUAAAGAAUGCAAGACAGCGUCAGGAUGGGGUGGUGAGCAAUUCCAUUGUGUACUUCACUGAAGACCCCCCAGAACUGCCACCCAACAGUCCCCAUCCACUGAAGCUGCGGCGUAUUCUCAACCUGAGCCCUUUCACUGUCACUGACCACACGCCAAUGGAGACCGUGGUAGAUAUUUUCCGAAAACUUGGACUCCGGCAGUGUCUUGUCACUCGCAGUGGGAGGCUGCUGGGUAUCAUAACUAAAAAGGAUGUAUUAAGACAUAUGGCUCAAAUGGCAAACCAGGACCCUGAAUCUAUCAUGUUUAACUAG
This is a messenger RNA of Phaethon lepturus (White-tailed tropicbird), 2034 nucleotides long. RefSeq names its product chloride channel, voltage-sensitive 4 (gene CLCN4). Gene Ontology annotation, biological process: chloride transport; transmembrane transport. The transcript has 9 exons. Gene Ontology annotation, molecular function: voltage-gated chloride channel activity. Lineage: Eukaryota; Metazoa; Chordata; Aves; Phaethontiformes; Phaethontidae. Gene Ontology annotation, cellular component: early endosome; Golgi apparatus; membrane. The record is from RefSeq and is a predicted model, not a curated record. Bases 34 to 2034 code for a protein of 666 amino acids.